UCCUCGAUAAUUUCUCAAUUUUAAUAAAAACAACCCUAGAAAAAAAAAAACCCUUAUCUCUAUCUUCUGCGCAUGAUCCAGAUUCGGUUUUGAAUCCAAAAGCUUUGCCAUGGAACGUAUCAUCGGCGGCAAGUACAAGCUCGGAAGAAAGAUCGGCGGUGGUUCUUUCGGCGAGAUUUUUCUUGCUACGCACGUCGAUACUUUCGAGAUCGUUGCUGUAAAGAUCGAGAACAGUAAAACAAAGCAUCCUCAACUUCUAUAUGAAGCUAAGCUUUACAGAAUCCUUGAAGGAGGAAGUGGGAUCCCGCGCAUAAAAUGGUUUGGAGUGGAUGGAACAGAGAAUGCUUUAGUGAUGGAUUUGUUAGGGCCGAGUCUCGAAGAUCUCUUCGUCUAUUGUGGGAGGAAGUUCUCACCAAAGACGGUUUUGCUGUUGGCUGAUCAAAUGCUAACAAGAAUAGAAUAUGUCCACUCCAAAGGAUAUCUUCAUAGAGAUAUAAAACCCGAUAACUUUCUAAUGGGACUUGGCCGGAAAGCGAAUCAGGUUUAUCUAAUUGACUUUGGACUUGCCAAAAGAUAUCGUGAUGCCAACACCAACCGUCAUAUCCCUUACAGGGAAAACAAGAAUUUGACAGGAACUGCACGAUAUGCAAGUUGCAAUACACAUCUUGGAAUUGAGCAAAGUCGACGGGAUGACCUGGAGUCGUUGGGUUAUGUGCUUCUGUAUUUCCUAAGAGGAAGUCUUCCAUGGCAGGGUCUUAAGGCUGUUGAUAAGAAGCAAAAGUAUGAUAAAAUCUGUGAGAAGAAGAUAUCAACCCCUAUUGAGGUUUUAUGCAAAGGUCACCCUGUGGAGUUUGCUUCAUAUUUUCAUUACUGCCACACACUGACAUUUGAUCAGCGCCCUGAUUAUGGGUUCUUGAAGCGGCUCUUUCGUGACUUGUUUUCGCAGUUCCCGGUUCUAGCAGCGCUCGUGCAAUGCCAGUGGACACCACCAACCAUCGGGGAGGACCAAAUAUUUCUUAUGAAGCCGAGGCCUCUGAACGUGUCAGAUCGACUAAUGCCAUUGGUCCAAGCCCGCAGAUAAAUAAUAAUACUGCUGUAGGGAGGAAUGUGGGUUUUGAUCACCCCGUCCACAAGAAUAUGAACAUGCCAUUCACUUCACUAUCUCCUGCCGGUACCUCAAAAAGAAAUGUCGGACCUGAAACUUCAAAUUCUGGGUAUGGAAGUGGGAAUAGAACAGGCGGCUGGACUUCCUCUUUCAUGUCUCCAGAGAAAUGAUGCAAAGAAAAAUGUAGCUUUAUUCUGAAAUGGUGAGUUGAGAUUAAGCACUAUGAAUUUUAGUCACACCCUUAUCGCACCUCUGCAACUACAGCAGAAAUCAGAAGUUGGUGUCACUAACACCUUUGUAUCUCCACCUUUGGCUGGAAGAAAAGUGCCAAUGCUUUGUAUGUAUAUUCCCUGAACUUUGUGGACAAGAAGGCGUUCGCUGAAGCAUUUUGUGUUACACACACAAGGCAUGAAGUGUAUGUUUGCUUUUUCAUUCAAGAUUUUCCCCAACCUUUUGUAUAAUUCUUGCACCGGAUGUGUAAUCUUGUUAUGUGAUCCAUAUAUAUCAUUUUUUUUUAGCUACUUUGUGCUAUGUGAUUUAAUAACCUUGUGCUG
Molecule: messenger RNA, 1659 nt
Organism: Camelina sativa (false flax)
Lineage: Eukaryota; Viridiplantae; Streptophyta; Magnoliopsida; Brassicales; Brassicaceae
Source: RefSeq, a predicted model, not a curated record